This is a messenger RNA of Cynocephalus volans (Philippine flying lemur), 3442 nucleotides long. RefSeq names its product importin 5 (gene IPO5). Gene Ontology annotation, molecular function: nuclear import signal receptor activity; small GTPase binding. Gene Ontology annotation, biological process: protein import into nucleus. The coding region runs from base 89 to 3382 and encodes 1097 amino acids. Gene Ontology annotation, cellular component: nucleus; cytoplasm. The transcript is spliced from 26 exons. NCBI's taxonomy places the organism in Eukaryota, Metazoa, Chordata, Mammalia, Dermoptera, Cynocephalidae. The record is from RefSeq and is a predicted model, not a curated record.
GGCCCGCCCCCGCCCCUCCCGCCGGCCCGCCAGCGCGCCUCACGGCUCGUGUCUCCCCUCCCUCCUUCUCUCUCUCACGCCUAGCGCAAUGGCGGUGGCCGCGGCGGAGCAGCAACAAUUCUACCUGCUCCUGGGAAACCUGCUCAGCCCCGACAAUGUGGUCCGGAAACAAGCAGAGGAAACCUAUGAGAAUAUCCCAGGCCAGACAAAGAUCACAUUCCUCUUGCAGGCCAUCAGAAAUACAACAGCUGCUGAGGAGGCUAGACAAAUGGCUGCUGUUCUCUUAAGACGUCUUUUGUCCUCUGCAUUUGAUGAAGUCUAUCCAACUCUUCCUUCUGAUGUUCAGACCGCCAUCAAGAGUGAACUACUACUGAUUAUUCAGAUGGAAACACAAUCUAGCAUGAGGAAAAAAAUUUGUGAUAUUGCUGCAGAACUGGCCAGGAAUUUAAUAGAUGAGGAUGGCAACAACCAGUGGCCUGAAGGUUUGAAGUUCCUUUUUGAUUCAGUCAGCUCACAAAAUAUGGGACUGCGGGAAGCUGCCCUUCACAUUUUCUGGAACUUUCCUGGAAUUUUUGGGAACCAACAGCAGCAUUAUUUAGACGUCAUCAAACGGAUGUUAGUUCAGUGUAUGCAAGAUCAGGAACAUCCAUCGAUCAGGACGUUAUCUGCUAGAGCUACAGCUGCAUUUAUACUUGCAAAUGAGCAUAAUGUUGCUCUGUUCAAACAUUUUGCAGACUUGUUACCUGGAUUCUUACAGGCUGUAAAUGACUCAUGCUACCAGAAUGAUGAUUCGGUCCUAAAAUCCCUUGUUGAGAUUGCAGAUACUGUUCCAAAGUAUUUGCGUCCUCACUUGGAAGCAACUCUACAGCUAAGUCUGAAGUUGUGUGGAGACACUAGCCUCAAUAAUAUGCAACGCCAACUUGCCCUUGAAGUGAUUGUGACCCUCUCUGAGACUGCAGCUGCUAUGUUAAGGAAACACACCAAUAUUGUUGCACAGACUAUUCCUCAGAUGUUAGCAAUGAUGGUUGAUCUGGAGGAAGAUGAGGACUGGGCAAAUGCUGAUGAACUAGAAGAUGAUGAUUUUGACAGCAAUGCAGUUGCUGGUGAGAGUGCUUUAGACCGAAUGGCUUGUGGACUUGGUGGAAAGCUCGUUCUACCGAUGAUCAAGGAACACAUUAUGCAAAUGCUUCAAAAUCCUGACUGGAAGUACCGGCAUGCAGGAUUGAUGGCCUUAUCUGCCAUUGGGGAAGGGUGCCACCAGCAAAUGGAAGGAAUUCUAAAUGAGAUAGUAAAUUUUGUUUUGCUGUUCCUUCAGGAUCCUCAUCCAAGAGUAAGAUAUGCAGCCUGUAAUGCUGUGGGACAGAUGGCUACAGAUUUUGCGCCUGGUUUCGAAAAAAAAUUUCAUGAGAAGGUGAUUGCAGCUCUGCUGCAGACCAUGGAAGACCAACGCAAUCAGCGGGUGCAGGCCCAUGCAGCUGCUGCUCUCAUUAACUUUACUGAAGACUGUCCCAAGUCACUACUUAUCCCAUAUUUAGAUAAUUUGGUGGAACAUCUGCAUUCCAUUAUGGUACUUAAACUUCAAGAGUUGAUUCAGAAAGGCACCAAGUUAGUUUUGGAGCAAGUUGUGACAUCCAUUGCAUCAGUUGCGGAUACUGCAGAAGAAAAAUUUGUCCCCUACUAUGAUUUAUUUAUGCCAUCACUGAAGCAUAUUGUUGAGAAUGCAGUCCAAAAGGAACUCAGACUUCUGAGAGGAAAAACUAUUGAAUGCAUUAGCCUCAUUGGUCUGGCUGUUGGGAAGGAAAAGUUCAUGCAGGAUGCAUCAGAUGUGAUGCAGCUGUUGCUGAAAACCCAGACAGACUUCAGUGACAUGGAAGAUGAUGAUCCGCAGAUCUCUUAUAUGAUCUCGGCAUGGGCCAGAAUGUGCAAAAUCCUUGGAAAAGAAUUUCAGCAAUACCUUCCAGUGGUUAUGGGGCCUUUAAUGAAGACAGCUUCAAUAAAGCCUGAAGUAGCCCUCUUAGAUACCCAAGACAUGGAGAGUAUGAGUGAUGAUGAUGGUUGGGAAUUUGUGAACCUUGGAGAUCAGCAGAGUUUUGGUAUUAAAACUGCAGGACUGGAAGAAAAAUCAACUGCUUGUCAGAUGUUGGUUUGCUAUGCUAAAGAGUUAAAGGAAGGCUUUGUGGAAUACACUGAACAGGUUGUCAAACUGAUGGUCCCUUUACUGAAAUUUUAUUUUCACGAUGGUGUUCGAGUGGCAGCAGCAGAAUCCAUGCCUCUUCUCCUGGAGUGUGCAAGAGUCCGUGGUCCUGAAUAUCUCACACAGAUGUGGCAUUUUAUGUGUGAUGCUCUAAUCAAGGCCAUUGGCACAGAACCAGAUUCAGAUGUCCUCUCAGAAAUAAUGCAUUCUUUUGCAAAGUGCAUUGAAGUAAUGGGAGAUGGAUGCCUUAAUAAUGAACACUUUGAAGAACUGGGAGGUAUAUUGAAAGCAAAACUAGAAGAACAUUUUAAAAAUCAAGAAUUGCGGCAGGUUAAAAGACAAGAUGAAGACUAUGAUGAACAGGUGGAAGAGUCACUACAAGAUGAGGAUGAUAGUGAUGUUUAUAUUCUGACCAAAGUGUCAGAUAUUUUACACGCAAUAUUUAGUAGCUACAAGGAAAAGGUGUUACCGUGGUUUGAACAGCUGCUUCCAUUGAUUGUCAACCUAAUUUGUCCUCAUAGACCAUGGCCAGACAGACAAUGGGGAUUGUGCAUCUUUGAUGAUGUCAUAGAACAUUGUAGUCCAGCCUCAUUUAAAUAUGGAGAAUAUUUCUUAAGGCCAAUGCUCCAAUAUGUAUGUGACAACAGCCCAGAAGUCCGGCAAGCAGCUGCAUAUGGUCUGGGAGUUAUGGCACAGUAUGGUGGAGAUAACUAUCGCCGUUUUUGUACAGAAGCACUUCCACUGCUAGUAAGAGUAAUUCAGUCUGCAGAUUCUAAGACCAAAGAAAAUGUCAAUGCCACAGAGAACUGCAUCUCAGCAGUAGGGAAAAUUAUGAAGUUCAAGCCUGACUGUGUAAAUGUUGAAGAAGUCCUACCACACUGGUUGUCUUGGCUGCCACUACAUGAAGAUAAAGAAGAAGCUGUUCAGACUUUCAAUUAUCUGUGUGACCUGAUUGAAAGUAAUCACCCAAUUGUUCUUGGUCCAAACAAUACCAAUCUGCCCAAAAUAUUCAGUAUAAUUGCAGAAGGAGAAAUGCAUGAGGCAAUUAAACAUGAAGAUCCUUGUGCCAAACGCCUGGCCAAUGUAGUUCGCCAAGUACAGACUUCUGGAGGACUGUGGACUGAAUGCAUAUCACAGCUCAGUCCUGAGCAGCAGGCAGCCAUACAGGAGCUCCUGAACUCUGCUUGAAGGGCCUUAAUAUCACCCACCAGAAAACUAACUCCAAAUAAACGUUUACCCUUUUGUUUA